Oryza sativa Japonica Group (Japanese rice) is the source of this 1717-nucleotide messenger RNA. NCBI's taxonomy places the organism in Eukaryota, Viridiplantae, Streptophyta, Magnoliopsida, Poales, Poaceae. The record is from RefSeq and is a predicted model, not a curated record.
AUGACACUGGGGCCCACGGAUUCCCACCUCCCUCAACCGGCUCAUCCUCCCCCAAAUCCCCAAAUCCACUCCUCCCCGCUGGCGCCGGCUCUUCUUCUCCCUCCGCCGGCAUGGUGGCCUUGGUGGCGGAGGCCUCCAAGCGGUGGCGGUGGCGGCGGCCUCGAUUGCAGCGGUGGCGUCGUCCUCGAAGAAGAAGUGGUGGCGGCGGCGUCCCCAACGUCGACGAGCUCGGCGUCGACCUGGCCAAGGCGCCGGCCGGGAGGAGGAGGUGGGGGAGUAGAUCCGGCCGGCGGCUCAUCCUCGGCGGCCGCAGAGCCCGCUCUCCCUCUCUCCAGCCCCUCACGGCGGCGGGAUGCAUCCCCGGCGGCUGUGGCUGGCGCGCCGGCGGGAGACGUCCCCGGCUGCUGCGGCGGCGGCGGCCACCACUGCCCGCGCCGCCGCUCCUCCUCCCAGUCCGUCGCGCCUCCUCGCCUCCCACGCCGCGGGGAGGAGGGAGCAAGAAGGCGCCGCACCCACUGCACGCAGCGGCGAGGAGGAGGAGGAGGAGGAGUAGAUUCGGCGGUUGGCCACCACCACCGGCCUCGCCGUCGCGUCGGCUGCCCCGUGCCGUUACUCCUCGUCGCGGUCCACGGCCUGCUGCUGGGACUUCUCCGGCGGGACGGCGAUUUCGCAGAUUCCAUCUCCCACGCGUGCGCUAGGGCAUGGCAACUCGGAGACACGACCUUCACAGCGCAGGCGUGGGUCGAUUUUCCUCCGCCGCGCGUCCUUGAGGUGGUUGAGGAACUCGUCUCCCAACUAAGGAGCGAGGGACUACGCAGGGACGCGGUGCUGCGCGACACGUCGGCAUUUUUCCUAGUUGGCACCAGAAAGCAACGCUCCACCUCAUCGCACUGUCUGAUCGGACGGAUGCAGAUCACCAAAGGGUGUCGGAGUUUUAAACUCCGACGUUGGUAACAAGAACGCCUUUGCAUGCGAGAAUGCUAAUGGGCGAUCAGGCGCAUCGUGCAUUCGUGCCCGUGCCUGAUCCCUGCUCCUUUGUUCAUGGAGGCCUUCCUGCGGCACGGCCACAGCACAAGACACAUCCUGCAUCAAUAUGACACUAUCGCUCCUUCAACGACGCCAUCAGCGACGAGGCUGUACUAUUGACAGCAAGAAGAGGCCACCGCCUCAUUCGUGCCUCGCCUGCGCUGGCGACGACGAGGAAUUGCUAGAAGUCCGGGACACCAACUUCCUACGAAUGGCCGGCAGAAAUUAAGUAGGGAGUCGGAGCCCCGCAAAAAGGGGAAAAAAAACGCUCUUUGGAAAGAGCCUAUAGCUAGCACCUCGGCAGAAGUAGAUGUUUCAGAGUGAUUGUACACUUAGGCCGUGUUUAGUUCCUCCUAAAUUUCUAACUUUCCAUCACAUCACAUCGAAAACUUUCCUACACACAUAAACUACCAACUUUUUCUUCAAACUAUCAACUUUCUCCUAACUUCUUAACUUUUCCACCAUCUAAACACAUCCUUAGGUUCAAAGCAAAAUAGCCCAUAAUGCAAGUCACCUGACCAGGCCAUGGUUCAAAGCAAAAUAGCCCAUAAUGCAAGUCACCUGACCAGGCCAUUGAUGAAUGAGUCAACACGAUGUUGUCAGACGAUGAUCUACUAAGGGUGUGUUUAGUUCACACCAAAAUUGAAAGUUUGGUUGAAAUUGAAAUAAUGUGAUGGAAAAGUUAAAAGUU